Trypanosoma conorhini is the source of this 408-nucleotide messenger RNA. RefSeq lists its product as uncharacterized. The record is from RefSeq and is a predicted model, not a curated record. The transcript has a single exon. Lineage: Eukaryota; Euglenozoa; Kinetoplastea; Trypanosomatida; Trypanosomatidae. The coding region runs from base 1 to 408 and encodes 135 amino acids.
AUGACCUGCGGCAGCCCUUUGAAUACCAAGUUGGCUACCGCUGCGAGGAGCCGGGACAUAUGCACGACGCCCACCCGUUUCGCCAGACCUGCGGGUAGCACCUGCCCCCACGAGGCGCACCGGCGGAGCGGGGAAGCAACGCAGCAUUCCGCACCACACGCGUCUCCCGUUGGUUCACCAGCCCCACCGCACAACAACAACUCCUGCUUCCGCCGCAACCGCGUCGCAUGGCUCAAGAUGACGCCAAAAGUUCUCUGCGUGAGCUCGGCGCGUUGUGCCGCGUCAGGGGUGUUCCUGCUGCGUGUCCACGUGGCGGCACGCACGUCCACGCACGUCGCAGCCGCUGACUUGAACGAUGCCAAGCGCCGGCACCUGCAUGGAUGCGACACGCGUCACCGCAGCGAGUAG